AUGUCGAGAAAUAGUGUGCAAUACGCUUGUGUAAUCAUCAUUGUAGUAGUGUGCCUCCAUUUGGAAUUUACCAGGGCGCAAUGGAUGGCAACUCUUUUACCAGAAAAAUCAGACAAAUUAGGAAUCCGUCCAGGGGGGCCAAUGUCCCCUAGUUUAUUAUAUGAUUCAAUAACAGAUUCAGAAUUAGAAGACAUUCUGAAACAACUCAACAUAUCGAGCGAUUCAUUCCAAGGAGAUAUUAAACUAAAUCAUAAGCAAAUAAUCGAGCUUCUAGAUUCACUGGAUAUACUACAAAAUGCUCCGCAUUUAAAAGAUACUGCUGAUAUAAAUGGCAAUAUACUAACCUCUCAAGGUUAUGGUCCUAAUGUAAAUGAACUUAUUCGGAAAUAUCAUAAAUUGAGGACUAAGCGUGAUACUAGCUUGCAUCAUAGAGUCAAAAGGAAAUUGAUCAAUGGGGAAAAGUGGAGUUUCCCCAUUAGAUACAGUAUAGAUAAUGUAUAUACGGAAGAACAAAAAGCUGUGAUUAGACAAGCGUUGGAGGAAUGGUCACAAUUAACUUGUGCCAGUUACAUUGAAUCUGCAGAUACAUCACCACCAGCCCUCAAGUUUCAACCAAAUACCGGGUGCCUAUCCCCUGUUGGCGUGACAACGGACGAAGCGAAUGUUGUGUCAUUAGGAUCUGGCUGUGUUACGCUGGCGACGGUUGAACACGAGAUUGGACACUCGAUGGGCUUCUUCCACGAACAAAGCCGUCCUGAUCGAGAUUCCUUCAUCAAUAUCCUCAUCGACAACGUGCAAAGUGACAAAGUCUCUAACUAUAACAAAGAGUCUUACUCAAGGGUAGUGCAGUACAACGUCCAAUAUGAUUUCAGUUCAGUGAUGCAAUAUGAUAAAAGGUCAUUUAGCAGCAAUGGCGACACUGUUAUGACAAGCAAGAACCCAUUAUACGAGAACGUCAUGGGAGCUGAAACUGGGCUGACGUUUUAUGAUGCAAAACUUUUCAACUUCCAUUACUGUGCUGAUCGAUGUGCUGGUUUCAAUCGUCUGACAUGGAGUGAAUGCGAGCAUGACGGUUAUAGAGAUCCAAACGACUGUAGUAAAUGCCGUUGUCCGGACGGUUGGACUGGGGAUACUUGCUCUGAUGUUGCAUCUGGGGUAAAUGCGAUUUGUGGUGGUACUUUAACUGCCGGCUCCACUGAGCAAGAAUUCAACAGUCCUUCAUACCCUACUGGCUACAGCAAAGAUAUGGCUUGUUCAUGGACAAUCACGGCUCCUGAGGGUUAUCAAGUAGUGAGCUAUUUCAGUGGAGAGUUUGGCGUGGAUUGUGUUAGUGAAUCAACAGGAACAUGCGACAGGGACUGGGUAGAGGUUCGAUAUGAAGACCUCAGCUACGUUGGACCACGGUUUUGCUGUGGCACAACUCCUACAACAAGAUUUGUGUCCAGGGAUUCUCAGAUGAUGAUCCUGUUUCGAUCUAACACCAUAUUUGCUGGAGAGACAGCAUUUCCCAACCAGGGAUUCAACAUGAAGUACCACAUACAGCAAAAAACAACAAGUGCUGCAUGUGAAAAGCUUCAGAUAUCAGGUGUGACAUCAACGAAUCAACAAUGGCGAGAGGGAAUGUAUGCGAUACAGGCCAUGAUGUGGAACGAUAAACCAGUCUACAGACACAUGGUAGAGUUGGAAUACCUCUACUACCAGUCGGGAAUGUGGAUUCUUGGACCAACAGUUGGUGAAUCAAGCGGUGGUUUGAUAGUCACGAGUUCUGCUGAUGUCCCCAAUGCUGUGUCCGAAUCCUGGAUGAGUUUUGAUGGUUCAUCGUGGCAACAAGAAGCAAAUGUUGGUGUGUCAUGUGCUAUAUUUUGUGAAAGCAUUUGGCUGAGUGGAGUCGACAGGACAGGGGGCAAUUCAUACCUUCUGGGGCCUUACCUGAAAUCGGGAGAUACUGAUCCACCAAUCUACACACGGAAUACAGAUGCUGGAACAAUUACUUUACAAAUGGCAAACCAAAGAUGGAUAAUUACAACACCUUCAGAAUCCUUCACAUCACCAUUUACAACCACCGAAACCGACCCUACUCAGAUUCCAAACGAUUGGACAGUUACAACUGGUUCGAUACAGUUCACUUGUUACCGUGGCGGCGAACCAUGUAGUACUUUUAUCCUAGAUGGAAGCUCUGAUAACCGCGCAAAUCAAGGAGUGUAUUAUCUCCAAGGUGGUCUUCAUUAUGGACGCCCUGUCUAUAUUCAUGAAACGGGGGAACAUUAUCUUUACCAUUCAUUAGUGGACGAGACAACACGUUUCUGGUACGCCGGGGACUCGAUAGGUGGCUACCCUGGUCUCAGAGUGCCAAGUUCAGCAAUUACCCCAGAGGAAAUUGACAGCAGCGCCAUCUGGCAAACCUAUGCCCCAGACGACCAAGGUUCAUGGGUUUGGACGGAUGUAUCAGGUUUCAGAGCUGAGUGUUACACCAGUUUAGGUAUAGCAGGGGCAUGCCCAACUUUAAACAUCGGUGGUACAAUAACUAGUGACACGCCUCAGUCGGGUAGAUUAGGCCUGUACUUCCUGGAUAGCACCACAUACUCUAAUAGACCGGUCUACGUUAAAGAAGGUGGUUCAAAUUAUCUUUAUUUCCUCACAUCAUCGUCUAAAUGGGUCAUUAGUGGACAAGUGGGGAAUACAGCGUAUGGUAUCCUCAUUGACCAAGCAGUACUCCUACCACAGGAAAUAACGUAUCCUCUACAAGGAUAUGAUGGAAGUUGGGUUGUUAUGGAUGGAAUAUCAAUCUCAUGCUUUGAAGCCUCUGCAAGUUGCCAAGAGCUCACCGUGACCGGUAUAGUGACAGCGUCUUUUCUUAAUGGUAUAUACGUAAACAGAGAUGAAGAUAUCUCCAACAGACCAACUUAUGCCAAUGGAAAUGACGACUAUUUCAUAUACUAUCUACAAGGCAAUUCGCAAUGGGUUUUCGGAGUUUCAGUGGGUCAAAGUUCUUAUUACGGCUAUACAUUUGACUCGGCUGUUGCACCUGAUCUAAUUACAUCGACGUUCAACUUCUAUAACAAUGGAUGGAUUCCCCAAACAGGGAUGAGCAUCAUAUGCAAUGAUGUUAAACCAUGUGAUUCAAAUCCGUGUGGAGAACACUCCACUGGAUGUACCAAUACCGGAGGAGAUACGUACACAUGUUCGUGCCAAAAUGGCUACACCGGAGAUCAAUGCCAAACCAUCGAUGCGUGUGCUGGAAAUCAGUGUCUCAAUCAAGCCACCUGUGUCAUUCAGGAUAGCACUAGCUACAGUUGCUCGUGUAGGGAUGGCUUUGAGGGAGACAUGUGUCAGGUUAAUAUUGAUGAAUGUGUUGGACAUCAGUGCACCAACCAAGGAACGUGCGUAGAUGGUAUAAAUGGCUAUACAUGUAUAUGCCCUGCUGGAUUCUUUGGAUCCUUUUGUAAUAUCCAAGCUGCAGAUACAACCACGCCUAGAGUUGAAGAAACCACAUCUACCGCCCCAAUUGUCGCUACAACUACACAAGCUGUGUCAACAACAACCACACCCCCGGGAACAGCCUGUGGAACUCUUUACAUAGGAGGGACACUAACAUCUAGCACACCACAGGCAUCCAGACUUGGGCUGUAUUUCCUUCAAAGUACAACAUACAAUGACAGGCCCGUAUACAUGCAAGAAGGAGGCGAUAAUUAUCUUUAUUUCAUCAACUCACGUUGGGUUUUAAGUGAUCAAGCUGGGAAGAACUCAUAUGGGAUACUUAUCAAUGAAGACGUCGCCCUACCUCAGGAUAUUACAGCCCCAUUGGAAGGUUACAAUGGAAUCUGGAUAGUUAUGUCUGAUAUAUCGAUAUCUUGUUAUCAAGGAUCAAGUGACUGCCAGGAGCUUACAAUCUCGGGGAUAGAGUCACCUAACUUAGUAGAUCUAAACGGAAUAUUCACCAACCGGAACGACCCACUGUCUAACCGAGCAACAUACACUACAGGAAACUACUACUUAUAUUACUUAGACGCUAGUGGCAAUUGGGUUAUAAGUAACACUGUUGGACAAACUUCGUACUUCGCAUACGUUUUUGAUUCAGCUGUUGCACCUGAAUCUAUUACGUUAGAUUGGACUGUCUACAACAAUGGAUGGGUACCCCAGCCAAGUCUAACUAUUGAAUGUAAUGAUGCGUUACCGUGUGAAUCUAAUCCUUGUGGAGAACAUUCCACAGGGUGUUCCAACACAGGGGGUGGUUCCUUCCAGUGUACCUGCACAACUGGGUUCACAGGUGAGGAGUGUCAAACCAAUAUAAAUGAUUGUGAAGAUCAUUCCUGUUUGAAUCAAGCGACGUGUGUAGAUGGAAUAGAUAAGUAUACUUGUUCAUGUCUAACAGGGUUUACUGGAGACAAAUGUGAGACCAACAUUGAUGACUGCAGAAAUAAUCAAUGCCAGAAUGGAGCUACUUGUGUAGAUGGAGUAAAUGAUUAUACUUGUUCAUGUCUAACAGGGUUUACUGGAGCCAGAUGUGAGACCAAUAUUGAUGAUUGCGUAAAUAAUCAAUGCCAGAAUGGAGCUACUUGUGUGGAUGGAGUAAAUGAUUAUACUUGUUCGUGUCUAACAGGGUUUACUGGAGACAGAUGUGAGACCAACAUUGAUGAUUGCGUAAAUAAUCAAUGCCAGAACGGAGCUACCUGUGUGGAUGGAGUAAAUGAUUAUACUUGUUCGUGUCUAACAGGGUUUACUGGAGACAGAUGUGAGACCAAUAUUGAUGACUGCAGAAAUAAUCAAUGCCAGAAUGGAGCUACUUGUGUGGAUGGAGUAAAUGAUUAUACUUGUUCUUGUCUAACAGGGUUUACUGGAGACAGAUGUGAGACCAAUAUUGAUGACUGCAGAAAUAAUCAAUGCCAGAAUGGAGCUACUUGUGUAGAUGGAGAAAAUGAUUAUACUUGUUCGUGUCUAACAGGGUUUACUGGAGACAGAUGUGAGACCAACAUUGAUGACUGCAGAAAUAAUCAAUGCCAGAAUGGAGCUACUUGUGUGGAUGGAGUAAAUGAUUAUACUUGUUCAUGUCUAACAGGGUUUACUGGAGACAGAUGUGAGACCAACAUUGAUGACUGCAGAAAUAAUCAAUGCCAGAAUGGAGCUACUUGUGUAGAUGGAGUAGAUGAUUAUACUUGUUCGUGUCUAACAGGGUUUACUGGAGACAGAUGUGAGACCAACAUUGAUGACUGCAGAGAUAAGCAAUGCCAGAAUGGAGCUACUUGUGUGGAUGCAGUAAAUGAUUAUACUUGUUCAUGUCUAACAGGGUUUACUGGAGACAGAUGUGAGACCAACAUUGAUGACUGCAGAAAUAAUCAAUGCCAGAAUGGAGCUUCUUGUGUAGAUGGAGUAGAUGAUUAUACUUGUUCGUGUCUAACAGGGUUUACUGGAGACAGAUGUGAGACCAACAUUGAUGACUGCAGAGAUAAGCAAUGCCAGAAUGGAGCUACUUGUGUGGAUGCAGUAAAUGAUUAUACUUGUUCAUGUCUAACAGGGUUUACUGGAGACAGAUGUGAGACCAACAUUGAUGACUGCAGAAAUAAUCAAUGCCAGAAUGGAGCUACUUGUGUAGAUGGAGUAGAUGAUUAUACUUGUUCAUGUCUAACAGGGUUUACUGGAGACAGAUGUGAGACCAACAUUGAUGACUGCAGAGAUAAGCAAUGCCAGAAUGGAGCUACUUGUGUGGAUGCAGUAAAUGAUUAUACUUGUUCAUGUCUAACAGGGUUUACUGGAGACAGAUGUGAGACCAACAUUGAAGAUUGCGUAAAUAAUCAAUGCCAGAAUGGAGCUUCUUGUGUGGAUGGAGUAAAUGAUUAUACUUGUUCGUGUCUAACAGGGUUUACUGGAGAUAGAUGUGAGACCAACAUUGAUGAUUGCGUAAAUCAUCAAUGUCAGAACGGAGCUACUUGUGUAAAUGGAGUAAAUGAUUAUACUUGUUCAUGUCUAACAGGGUUUACUGGAGACAGGUGUGGGACCAACAUUGAUGAUUGCGUAAAUAAUCAAUGCCAGAAUGGAGCUACUUGUGUAGAUGGAGUAAAUGAUUAUACUUGUUCGUGUCUAACAGGGUUUACUGGAGACAGAUGUGAGACCAAUAUUGAUGACUGCAGAAAUAAUCAAUGCCAGAAUGGAGCUACUUGUGUAGAUGGAGAAAAUGAUUAUACUUGUUCGUGUCUAACAGGGUUUACUGGAGACAGAUGUGAGACCAACAUUGAUGAUUGCGUAAAUAAUCAAUGCCAGAAUGGAGCUACUUGUGUGGAUGGAGUAAAUGAUUAUACUUGUUCAUGUCUGACAGGGUUUACUGGAGACAGAUGUGAGACCAAUAUUGAAGAUUGCGUAAAUAAUCAAUGCCAGAAUGGAGCUACUUGUGUGGAUGGAGUAGAUGAUUAUACUUGUUCGUGUCUAACAGGGUUUACUGGAGAUAGAUGUGAGACCAAUAUUGAUGAUUGCGUAAAUCAUCAAUGUCAGAACGGAGCUACUUGUGUAGAUGGAGUAGAUGAUUAUACUUGUUCAUGUCUAACAGGGUUUACUGGAGACAGAUGUGAGACCAACAUUGAUGAUUGCGUAAAUAAUCAAUGCCAGAAUGGAGCUACUUGUGUAGAUGGAGUAGAUGAUUAUACUUGUUCAUGUCUAACAGGGUUUACUGGAGACAGAUGUGAGACCAAUAUUGAAGAUUGCGUAAAUAAUCAAUGCCAGAACGGAGCUACCUGUGUGGAUGCAGUAGAUGAUUAUACUUGUUCGUGUCUAACAGGGUUUACUGGAGACAGAUGUGAGACCAACAUUGAUGAUUGCGUAAAUAAUCAAUGCCAGAAUGGAGCUACUUGUGUAGAUGGAGUAAAUGAUUAUACUUGUUCAUGUCUAACAGGGUUUACUGGAGACAGAUGUGAGACCAAUAUUGAAGAUUGCGUAAAUAAUCAAUGCCAGAAUGGAGCUACUUGUGUGGAUGGAGUAGAUGAUUAUACUUGUUCGUGUCUAACAGGGUUUACUGGAGAUAGAUGUGAGACCAAUAUUGAUGAUUGCGUAAAUCAUCAAUGUCAGAACGGAGCUACUUGUGUAGAUGGAGUAGAUGAUUAUACUUGUUCAUGUCUAACAGGGUUUACUGGAGACAGAUGUGAGACCAAUAUUGAAGAUUGCGUAAAUAAUCAAUGCCAGAAUGGAGCUACUUGUGUGGAUGGAGUAAAUGAUUAUACUUGUUCAUGUCUAACAGGGUUUACUGGAGACAGAUGUGAGACCAACAUUGAAGAUUGCGUAAAUAAUCAAUGCCAGAAUGGAGCUACUUGUGUAGAUGGAGUAAAUGAUUAUACUUGUUCGUGUCUAACAGGGUUUACUGGAGACAGAUGUGAGACCAACAUUGAUGAUUGCGUAAAUAAUCAAUGCCAGAAUGGAGCUACUUGUGUGGAUAGAGUAAAUGAUCAUACUUGUUCAUGUCUAACAGGGUUUACUGGAGACAGAUGUGAGACCAACAUUGAUGAUUGCAUAAAUAAUCAAUGCCAGAAUGGAGCUACUUGUGUGGAUAGAGUAAAUGAUUAUACUUGUUCAUGUCUAACAGGGUUUACUGGAGACAGAUGUGAGACCAACAUUGAUGAUUGCAUAAAUAAUCAAUGCCAGAAUGGAGCUACUUGUGUGGAUAGAGUAAAUGAUUAUACUUGUUCGUGUCUAACAGGGUUUACUGGAGACAGAUGUGAGACCAAUAUUGAUGACUGCAGAAAUAAUCAAUGCCAGAAUGGAGCUACUUGUGUGGAUGGAGUAAAUGAUUAUACUUGUUCUUGUCUAACAGGGUUUACUGGAGAUAGAUGUGAGACCAACAUUAAUGAUUGCGUAAAUCAUCAAUGUCAGAACGGAGCUACUUGUUUGGAUGGAGUAGAUGAUUAUUCUUGUUCGUGUCCAUUUGGUUUCACUGGUGACAGAUGUCAUCGUAGCCCUACAACAAUGGUGCCUACUGUUCCAAGUAGUCUCCCAACAACCACAACUAAUACACCAUCUAUUCCCUCAAGUGUACCAAAUUUAACAACCAAUUCGCAAACUGUUCUUACAACAACUCCAGAUAGAGAAACAACUGUUUUUAUUACUACAAUUCCGUCCCAGACCACAAUCCCGUUAGGGUGCAAGUAUGGUGACAAAUUUUAUAGUCCUGGUGAAGAUAUACCAGAAGCCUCUGGGCAACAGGACAAUUGGUGUUAUGGUGCACGUUGCACAAUUGAUGGGCAGAUUGAACAAUGGGAUGAUUUCAACUGUGGUCCAAAAACAACAAUACCAACAACUGUUUUAACUACUGUGCAAACUUUUGUUCCGAGAACUACAACCGAUUCACCAACUGUUGAAACAACUAGACCAACAGAUAUAACCCAUUCGCCAAGUGUUCCAACAAGUGUGCAAACUCUAGAGCCGAAAACUACAACCAAUUCACCAACUAUUCCAACAAAUAUACCAACAGAUACAACCCAUUCGCCAUCUUUCGGACCUAAAACUACAACCAAGUCCCCACCUGUUCCAACAAGUAGACCAACAUAUACGACCCACUCAUCAACUGUACCAACUAGUGAACCAACUUAUGUCCCGAGAACUACAACCAAUUCACCAACUGUUGAAACAACUAGGCCAACAGAUAUAACCCAUUCGCCAAAUGUUCAAACUAGUGUGCAAACUCUCGAGCCGAAAACUACAACCAAUUCACCAAAUGUCCGAACAAGUAUACCAACAGAUAUAACCCAUUCGCAAACUGAUCAAACUAGUGGGCAAACUGUCGGACCGAAAACUACACCCAAUUCAUCGACUGUUCCAACAGGUAGAACAACAGAUACGACCCACUCACCAACUGUACCAAUAAGUGUGUCAACUUAUGUACCUAGAACUACAACCAAUUCAGCAACUGUUCGAACACGUAGACAAACAGAUACAACCCACUCGCCAACUGUUUCAAGUAGUGUGCCAACUCAUGUACCGAAAACUACAACUAACCAAUCAACUGUCCAAACAACUAAAUCAACUAUUCAACCAACGGAAUUGCCAGAAGGUUCUGGAUUUGAAAAUGAAUUUGACAGUUUGAUUCUUGCAAAUGUUACUAUUUUCACCUCUAAUCAAAAAGACAGUAACCCAAGUGCAGUUGUAUGGACUCCUGGAAAUGAAGAGAGUUGGACCCCAAAGGUUCCAAUAAACUCUACCGAGCCGCUACCAUAUCUCAGAAUUGAUGUUUCUGAACAUGUUGAUUUAAUACGAUUCUUAGAACCAACCAAAGUAGUUAUAUAUCAUCAGGACACUCUACAGCAAGUUGCUAUAUCCCGAUUCCCUCCAGGUUUAAAUUGGGAAUCUCAUUUUAUCAUAAACGUAACGAGUGACCCAAUUAGCAUAGACCCAAAGACUUUUUACAAUAUAGAUAAGGUGGUAUACAUUGUACCAGUUCAGCCAGCAAGUAAUAUUAAAAUGUACAAGAUUAACAUGCAGAUACUUGUAAAGCAAAUCAAUGACUCUGAAUCUGGAGAGUUAUCAGAAAGUAAUCCUGGAGCAGUUGUAUGGACACAGGAUAACAAGGAUAGUUGGACUCCUCAAGUACCUAGAGAUAGUUCAGAUCCAUUGCCUUUCUUAAGAAUCGGUGCAACAUUCCAUGAAGAGUAUCUUCGAUCCUUUAGGCCAACCAAAAUAGUCUUAUAUCACCAGAAUACAUUGCAUGUUGUUGCAAUUUCAAGUACACCCCCAGGACCAAAUUGGGAACCAGAUAUGAUUGCUGAUGUCACAACUGAUCCAUUCAUUAUUAAUCCAAGAAAAUUGUUCCAUAUCAACAAGGUUGUGUAUAUUGUGCCUCUACGAGCUCCAUAUGGAGUUGAUAUGUACAGGAUAGACAUGCAAGUUAUAGUUGUAGAGAUUCAAGAUGGACAGUCUGGUGAUUCCAGUUCAGGUGAUAUUGCAAGUGGAUCAGGCUCAGACGAUAUGGAGCCAUUUGACAUUUUGAUAAAGGCAGAUCCCUCUAUCUUCUCAUCGAACCAGAUGUCUAGUAAUCCUAGUGAAGUUGUGUGGAGACCAGAUAACAAGGAUAGUUGGACUCCUCAAGUACCAAGAGAUAGUACAGAUCCGUUGCCUUUCUUGAGAAUUGAUGCAAAACUCCAUGAAGAAUAUAUAGAAUUCAUUAAGCCAACAAAGAUAAUCAUAUAUCAUCAGAACACAGUGCUUACUGUAGCAAUUUCAUGUACACCUCCAGGACCAAAUUGGGAACCAGAUAUGAUUGCUGAUGUCACAAGCGAUCCAUUCAUCAUUGAUCCAAAAAAAUUAUUCCAUAUUAACAAGGUUGUGUAUAUUGUACCAUUACGAGCUCCAUAUGGAGUUGAUAUGUACAAGAUAGACAUGCAAAUAAUAGUUGUACAGAUUCAAGAUGGACAAUCUGGAGAUUUUGGUUCGGGUGAUAUUUCAAGUGGAUCUGGUUUGGAUGAUAUUGGGCAAUUUGACAUUUUGAUGAAGGCAGAUCCCUCCAUUUUUUACUCAAACCAGAUGUACAGUAAUCCUAGUGAAGUUGUUUGGACAAAAGAUAACAAGGAUAGUUGGACUCCUCAAGUACCUAGAGAUAGUUCAGAUCCAUUGCCUUUUUUGCGAAUUGAUGCAACAUUCCAUGGAGAGUAUCUUCGAUCAUUUAGGCCAACCAAAAUAGUCUUAUAUCACCAGAAUACAUUGCGCACUGUUGCAAUUUCAAGUGCACCUCCAGGACCAAAUUGGGAACCAGAUAUGAUUGCUGAUGUCACAAGUGAUCCUUUCAUCAUUGAUCCAAGAAGAUUAUUCCAUAUUAACAAGGUUGUGUAUAUUGUACCUUUACGAGCUCCCUAUGGAGUUGAUAUGUACAAGAUAGACAUGCAAGUUAUAGUUGUAGAGAUUCAAGAUGGACAGUCUGGUGAUUCCGGUUCAGGUGAUAUUGCAAGUGGAUCUGGCUCAGACGAUAUGGAGCCAUUUGACAUUUUGAUAAAGGUAGAUCCCUCUAUCUUCUCAUCUAACCAGAUGUAUAGUAAUCCUAAUGAAGUCGUUUGGACACAAGAUAACAAGUAUAGUUGGACUCCCCAAGUACCAAGAGAUAUUUCAGAUCCAUUGCCUUUCUUGCGAAUUGAUGGAAUAUUACAUGAAAAUUUUUUACGAUCAAUAAGGCCAACAAAAAUAGUCAUAUACCACCAGAACACAUUGCGGGCUCUUGCAAUUUCAAGUACAGCUCCGGGAGCAUAUUGGGAACCAGAUAUGAUUGCUGAUGUAAUAAGUGAUCCAUUAAUCAUAAAUCCGAGAAAGUUGUUCCAUAUUAACAAGGUUGUGUAUAUUGUACCUUUACGAGCUCCAUAUGGAGUUGAUAUGUACAAGAUAGACAUGCAAAUAAUGGUUUUAGAAGUCCAAGAUGGACAGUCUGGAAAUUUUGGUUCAGGUGAUGUUGCAAGUGGAUCUGGUUUGGACGAUAUGGAGCUAUUUGACAUUUUGAUAAAGGCAGAUCCCUCCAUUUUUUACUCAAACCAGAUGUAUAGUAAUCCUAGUGAAGUUGUUUGGACAAAAGACAACAAGGAUAGUUGGACUCCUCAAGUACCCAGAGAUAGUUCAGAUCCAUUGCCUUUCUUGCGAAUUGAUGCAACAUUCCACGAAAGGUAUAUUCGAUCCUUUAGGCCAACCAAAAUAGUCUUAUAUCACCAGAAUACAUUGCAUACUGUUGCAAUUUCAAGUACACCCCCAGGACCUAAUUGGGAACCAGAUAUGAUUGCUGAUGUCACAAGUGAUCCAUUCAUCAUUGAUCCAAGAAAAUUGUUCCAUAUUAACAAGGUUGUGUAUAUUGUACCUUUACGAGCUCCAUAUGCAGUUGAUAUGUACAAGAUAGACAUGCAAAUCAUGGCUUUAGAAAUUCAAGGACAGUCUGGAGAUUUUGGUUCAGGUGAUGUUUCAAGUGGAUCUGGUUUAGACGAUAUGGAGCCAUUUGACAUUUUGAUAAAGGCAGAUCCCUCUAUCUUCUCAUCUAACCAGAUGUAUAGUAAUCCUAAUGAAGUUGUUUGGACGCGAAAUAACAAGUAUAGUUGGACUCCUCAAGUACCUAGAGAUAGUUCAGAUCCAUUGCCUUUCUUGCGAAUUGAUGGAAUAUUACAUGAAGAUUUUUUACGAUCAGUAAGGCCAACAAAAAUAGUCAUAUACCACCAGAACACAUUGCGGGCUCUUGCAAUUUCAAGUACAGCCCCAGGAGCAUAUUGGGAACCAGAUAUGAUUGCUGAUGUAAUAAGUGAUCCAUUCAUCAUCAAUCCCAGAAAGUUGUUCCAUGUUGACAAGGUUGUGUAUAUUGUACCUUUACGAGCUCCAUAUGGAGUUGAUAUGUACAAGAUAGAUAUGCAAGUAAUAGUUGUAGAAAUUCAAGAUGCGCAGUCUGGAGAUUUUGGUUCAGGUGACAUUUCAAGUGGAUCUGGUUCAGACGAUACGGAGCCAUUUGACAUUUUGAAAAAUGCAGAUCCCUUUAUUUUCUCAUCUAACCAGAUGUAUAGUAAUCCUAGUGAAGUUGUGUGGACAGCAGAUAACAAGGAUAGUUGGACUCCUCAAGUACCUAGAGAGAGUUCAGAUCCAUUGCCUUUCUUGCGAAUUGAUGGAACAUUCCAUGAAGAGUAUCUUCGAUCAUUUAGGCCAACCAAAAUAGUCUUAUAUCACCAGAAUACAUUGCAUACUUUUGCAAUUUCAAGUACACCCCCAGGACCUAAUUGGGAACCAGAUAUGAUUGCUGAUGUCACAAGUGAUCCAUUCAUCAUUGAUCCAAGAAAAUUGUAUCAUAUCAACAAUGUUAUGUUUAUUGUACCUUUACGAGCUCAAUAUGGAGUUGAUAUGUACAAGAUAGACAUGCAAAUUAUGGUAGUAGAAAUUCAAGAUGGACAGUCUGGAGAUUUUGGUUCAGGUGACAUUUCAAGUGGAUCUGGUUUAGAUGAUAUGGAGCCAUUUGACAUUUUGAUAAAGGCAGAUCCCUCCAUUUUUUACUCAAACCAGAUGUAUAGUAAUCCUAGUGAAGUUGUUUGGACAAAAGAUAACAAGGAUAGUUGGACUCCUCAAGUACCUAGAGAGAGUUCAGAUCCAUUGCCUUUCCUGCGAAUUGAUGCAACAUUCAAUGAAGAGUAUCUUCGAUCAUUUAGGCCUACCAAAAUAGUCUUAUAUCACCAGAAUACAUUGCAUACUGUUGCAAUUUCAAGUACACCCCCAGGACCUAAUUGGGAACCAGAUAUGAUUGCUGAUGUCAGAAGUAAUCCAUUCAUCAUUGAUCCAAGAAAAUUGUUCCAUAUCAACAAGGUUAUGUUUAUUGUACCUUUACGAGCUCCAUAUGGAGUUGAUAUGUACAAGAUAGACAUGCAAAUUAUGGUAGUAGAAAUUCAAGAUGGACAGUCUGGAGAUUUUGGUUCAGGUGAUGUUUCAAGUGGAUCUGGUUUAGACGAUAUGGAGCCAUUUGACAUUUUGAUAAAGGCAGAUCCCUCUAUCUUCUCAUCCAACCAGAUGUAUAGUAGUCCUAAUGAAGUCGUUUGGACAGCAGAUAACAAGGAUAGUUGGACUCCUCGAGUACCCAGAGAUAGUCAAGAUCAAUUGCCUUUCUUGAGAAUUGAUGCAACAUUCAACAAAGAAUUUUUACGAUCAAUUAGGCCAACCAAAAUAGUCAUAUAUCACCAGAACACAUUGCAUGUUGUUGCAAUUUCAAGUACACCCCCUGGACCAAAUUGGGAACCAGAUAUGAUUGCUGAUGUCAUAAGUGACCCAUUCAUCAUUGACCCAAGAAAGUUGUUCCAUAUCAACAAGAUUAUGUAUAUUGUACCUUUACGAGCUCCAUAUGGAGUUGAUAUGUACAAGAUAAACAUGCAAAUUAUGGCUGUAAAAGUCCAAGAUGGACAGUCUGGAGAUUUAGGUUCAGGUGAGGUUGCAAGUGGAUCUGGUUUGAUCGACAUGGAUCGAUUUGACAUUUUGAUAAAAGCAGAUCCCUCUAUCUUCACAUCUAACCAGAUGUUUAGUAAUCCUAGUGAUGUUAUUUGGACACCAGAUAACAAGGAUAGUUGGACUCCUCGAGUACCAAGAGAGAGUUCAGAUCCAUUGCCUUUCUUGCGAAUUGAUGCAAUAUUCCAUGAAGAUUCUUUACGAUCAAUCAGGCCAACAAAAAUAGUCAUAUACCACCAGAAUACACUGCGUGCUGUUGCAAUAUCAAGUACACCCCCAGGACCAAAUUGGGAACCAGAUAUGAUUGCUGAUGUCACAAGUGAUCCAUUCAUCAUUGAUCCAAGGAAAUUGUUCCAUAUCAACAAGAUUAUGUUUAUUGUACCUUUACGAGCUCUAUAUGGAGUUGAUAUGUACACGAUAGACAUGCAAAUAAUUGUUGUAAAAGUCCAAGAUGGACAGUCUGGAGAUUUUGGGUCAGGUGAUGUUGCAAGUGGAUCUGGUUCAGGCGAUAUGGAAUCAUUUGACAUUUUGAUAAAGGCAGAUCCCUCUAUUUUCUCAUCUAACCAGAUGUAUAGUAAUCCAAGUGAAGUUGUGUGGACAGCAGAUAACAAGGAUAGUUGGACACCUCAAGUGCCUAGAGAGAGUUCAGAUCCAUUGCCUUUCUUGAGAAUUGACGCGAAAUUCCAUGAAGAAUAUCUACAGUCCAUCAGGCCAACGAAAAUAGUCAUAUACCACCAGAACACAUUGCAUGUUGUUGCAAUUUCAAGUACACCUCCAGGACCAAAUUGGGAACCAGAUAUGAUAGCUGAUGUCACAAGUGACCCAUUCAUCAUCGAUCCAAGAAAAUUGUUCCAUAUUAACAAGGAUGUGUAUAUUGUACCUUUACGAGCUCCAUAUGGAGUUGAUAUGUACAGAAUAGACAUGCAGAUUAUGGUUCAGGAGAAAGAAGAUUAUGAAUCAUCCAAGGAAUUUUCUGGAGAAAGUGGAUCAGGGAUAUCUGGAUCUGGCCCCAUAAAAAGCAAUUCUGGUGAGGAAUCAGGAGAUACUGAUGAUCAAUUGGCCAUGGUCCCAUAUGAUAUUUUAACUGCUAUUAACAUUAGCUUGUCUUCAAACCAAGAAGAUAGCAAUUAUAAUGCAAUACUUUUUGAGUCCAUGAAUCCAAUAAGUUGGACCCCAAAAGUACCAAUAAAUAGUACUAAUCCAGAAGAGCUUCCAUAUGUUGGAAUAAGUGUUUCAGAAACUGUACCAACAGCUACAAUAACAUCUAUUAUAAUACAUCAUAAAAGAACAUUGCUAGAGGUUGCCCUAUCGAGUUCUCCACCAAGUUCAAUCUGGGGUCCAGAAUUUGUUUCCAAUGUUACAAGUGAUCCAUUUGAAAUUGAUGCAUCUGAGAUUAAUGCAUCACUUUUUGAUUUCCUAUUGCAAAAUAAAAUCCGCAAAAGGAGAGACACAAGUAGUUCAGAGGCUGGAUUUUAUAUUGUACCAAUAAGAGCUGCUCAUGGAGUAACAAGUUAUGAAAUUGAUUUGCAAUUGUUGGUAACAAUUGAUGACCAAAGUGAAAUUACUGAUUCUUCGGGAGAUGCAGAAGGAUCUUUAUUAGAGUCUGGAAGUGGAUCUGGAUCUGCAGAGGGAUCAACAUUAGAGUCUGGAAGUGCGUCUGCAUCUGGAGAAGGAUCUGCAUUGGAGUCUGGAAGUGCAUCUGGAUCUGAAGAAAGACCUGCAUUAGAGUCUGGAAGUGCAUCUGGAUCUAAAGAAGGAUCUGCAUUAGAGUCUGAAAGUGGAUCUGGAUCUGAAGAAAGAUCUGCAUUAGAGUCUGGAAGUGCAUCUGGAUCUGGAGAAGGAUCUGCAUUAGAGUCUGGAAGUGCAUCUGGAUCUGGAGAAGAAUCUGCAUUAGGGUCUGGAAGUGCGUCUGGAUCUCCAGAAGGAUCAGCGUUAGAAUCUGGAAGUCCAUUAGGAUCUGAAGAAGGAUCUGCAUUAGAGUCUGGAAGUGCAUCUGGAUCUGCAGAGGGAUCAGCAUUAGAGUCUGGAAGUGCACCUGGAUCUGGAGAAGGAUCUGCAUUAGAGUCUGGAAGUGCAUCUGGAUCUGGAGAAGGAUCAGCAUUAGAGUCUGGAAGUGCAUCUGCAUCUGAAGAAGGAUCUGCAUUAGAGUUUGGAAGUGCAUCUGGAGAAGGAUCCGCAUUAGAGUCUGGAAGUGUAUCUGCAUCUGGAAAAGGAUCCGCAUUAGAGUCUGGAAUUGCAUCUGGAUCUGGAGAAGGAUCUGCAUUAGAGUCUGGAAGUGCACCUGGAUCUGGGGAAGGAUCUGCAUUAGAGUCUGGAAGUGGAUCUGGAUCUGGAGGAAGAUCCGCAUUAGAGUCUGGAAGUGCAUCUGGAUCUGGAGAAGGAUCUGCAUUAGAGUCUGGAAGUGCAUCUGGAUCUGGGGAAGGAUCUGCAUUAGAGUCUGGAAGUGGAUCUGGAUCUGGAGGAAGAUCCGCAUUAGAGUCUGGAAGUGCAUCUGGAUCUGGAGAAGGAUCAGCAUUAGAGUCCGGAAGUGCAUCUAGAUCUGGGGAAGGAUCUGCAUUAGAGUCUGGAAGUGCAUCUGGAUCUGGAGAAGGAUCUGCAUUAGAAUCUGGAAGUGCAUCUCGAUCUGGGGAAGGAUCUGCAUUAGAGUCUGGAAGUGCAUCUGGAUCUGGAGAAGGAUCUGCAUUAGAAUCUGAAAGUGCAUCUGGAUCUGGGGAAGGAUCUGCAUUAGAGUCUGGAAGUGCAUCUCGAUCUGGAGAAGGAUCUGCAUUAGAAUCUGGAAGUGCAUCUGGAUCUGGGGAAAGAUCUGCAUUAGAAUCUGGAAGUGCAUCUGUAUCUGGGGAAAUAUCUGCAUUAGAUUCUGGAAGUGCGUCUGGAUCUGCAGAAGGAUCUGCAUUAGAAUCUGGAAGUGGAUCUGGAGAAAGAUCUGCAUUAGAGUCUGGAAGUGGAUCUGAAGAAAGAUCUGCAUUAGAGUCUGGAAGUGCAUUUGCUUCUGGAGAAGGAUCAGCAUUGGAGUCUGGAAGUGCAUCUGGAUCUGGAGAAGGAGAUACAUUAGAAUCUGGAAGUGGAUCUGGAUCUGGAGAAGGAUCUGCAUUAGAGUCUGGAAGUAAUUCUGGUGAGGAAUCAGGAGAUACUGAUGAUCAAUUGGACAUGGUCCCAUAUGAUAUCUUAACUGCUAUUAACAUUAGCUUGUCUUCAAACCAAGAAGAUAGCAAUUAUAAUGCCAUACUUUUUGAGUCCAUGAAUCCAAUGAGUUGGACCCCAAAAGUACCAAUAAAUAGUACUAAUCCAGAAGAGCUUCCAUAUGUUGGAAUAAGUGUUUCAGAAACUGUACCAACAGCUACAAUAACAUCUAUUAUAAUACAUCAUAAAAGAACAUUGCUAGAGGUUGCCCUAUCGAGUUCUCCACCAAGUUCAAUCUGGGGUCCAGAAUUUGUUUCCAAUGUUACAAGUGAUCCAUUUGAAAUUGAUGCAUCUGAGAUUAAUGCAUCACUUUUUGAUUUCCUAUUGCAAAAUAAAAUCCGCAAAAGGAGAGACACAAGUAGUUCAGAGGCUGGAAUUCAUAUUGUACCAUUAAGAGCUGCUCCUGGAGUAACAAAGUAUGAAAUUGAUUUGCAAUUGUUCGUAACAAUUGAUGACCAAAGUGAAAUAACUGAUUCUUCAGGAGAAGGAUCUGCAUUAGAGUCUGGAAGUGGAUCCGGGUCUGGAGAAGGAUCUGCAUUAGAGUCUGGAAGUGCCUCUGGAUCUGGAGAAGGAUCUGCAUUAGAGUCUGGAAGUGCAUCUGGAUCUGGAGAAGGAUCUGCAUUAGAGUCUGGAAGUGCAUCUGCAUCUAGAGAAGGAUCCGCAUUAGAGUCUGGAAGUGCAUCUGGAUCAGGAGAAGGAUCCGCAUUAGAGUCUGGAAGUGCAUCUGGAUCUGGAGAAGGAUCUGCAUUAGAGUCUGGAAGUGCAUCUGGAUCUGGAGAAGGAUCAGCAUUAGAGUCUGGAAGUGCAUCUGCAUCUGGAGAAGGAUCAGCAUUAGCGUCUGGAAGUGCAUCUGGAUCAGGAGAAGGAUCCGCAUUAGAGUCUGGAAGUGCAUCUGAAUCUGGAGAAGGAUCCGCAUUAGAGUCUACAAGUGCAUCUGGAUCUGGAGAAGGAUCCGCAUUAGAGUCUGGAAGUGCAUCUGGAUCUGGAGAAGGAUCCGCAUUAGAGUCUGGAAGUGCAUCUGGAUCAGGAGAAGGAUCCGCUUUAGAGUCUGGAAGUGCAUCUGGAGAAGGAUCCGCAUUAGAGUCUGGAAGUGCAUCUGGAUCAGGAGAAGGAUCCGCUUUAGAGUCUGGAAGUGCAUCUGCAUCUGGAGAAGGAUCAGCAUUAGAGUCUGGAAGUGCAUCUGCAUCUGGAGAAGGAUCAGCAUUAGAGUCUGGAAGUGCAUCUGCAUCUGGAGAAGGAUCCGCAUUAGAGUCUGGAAGUGCAUCUCUAUCUGGAGAAGGAUCAGCAUUAGAGUCUGGAAGUGGAUCUGGAGAAGGAUCAGCAUUAGAGUCUGGAAGUGGAUCUGGAUCUGGAGAAGGAUCAGCAUUAGAGUCUGGAAGUGCAUCUGGAUCAGGAGAAGGAUCUGCAUUAGAGUCUGGAAGUGCGUCUGGAUCUGCAGAAGGAGAUGCAUUAGAAUCUGGAAGUGGAUCUGGAUCUGGAGAAGGAUCCGGAUUAGAGUCUGGAAGUGCAUCUGGAUCUGGAGAAGGAUCUGCAUUAGUGUCUACAAGUGCAUCUGGAUCUGGAGAAGGAUCAGCAUUAGAGUCUGGAAGUGCGUCUGCAUCUGGAGAAGGAUCCGCAUUAGAGUCUGGAAGUGGAUCCGGGUCUGGAGAAGGAUCUGCAUUAGAGUCUGGAAGUGCGUCUGCAUCUGGAGAAGUAUCCGCAUUGGAGUCUGGAAGUGCAUCUGGAGAAGGAUCCGCAUUAGAGUCUACAAGUGCAUCUGGAUCUGGAGAAGGAUCCGCAUUAGAGUCUGGAAGUGGAUCAGGAUCUGGGGAAGGAUCAGCAUUAGAGUCUGGAAGUGCAUCUGGAUCUGGAGAAGGAUCUGCAUUAGAGUCUGGAAGUGCAUCCGGAUCUGGAGAAGGAUCAGCAUUGGAGUCUGGAAGUGGAUCUGGAUCUGGAGAAGGAUCAGCAUUGGAGUCUGGAAGUGCAUCUGGAUCUGGACAAGGAUCAGCAUUGGAGUCUGGAAGUGCAUCUGGAUCUGGAGAAGGAUCAGCAUUGGAGUCUGGAAGUAGAUCUGGAUCUGGAGAAGGAUCAGAAUUGGAGUCUGGAAGUGCAUCUGGAUCUGGAGAAGGAUCCGCAUUAGAGUCUGGAAGUGCAUCUGGAUCUGGAGAAGGAUCAGCAUUGGAGUCUGGAAGUGGAUCUGGAUCUGGAGAAGGAUCAGCAUUGGAGUCUGGAAGUGGAUCUGGAGAAGGAUCAGCAUUGAAGUCUGGAAGUGCAUCUGGAUCUGGAGAAGGAUCCGCAUUAGAGUCUGGAAGUGCAUCUGGAUCUGGAGAAGGAUCAGCAUUAGAGUCUGGAAGUGGAUCUGGAUCUGGAGAAGUAUCAGCAUUGGAGUCUGGAAGUGCAUCUGGAUCUGGAGAAGGAUCAGCAUUAGAGUCUGGAAGUGCAUCUGGAUCUGGAGAAGGAUCCGCAUUAGAGUCUGGAAGUGCAUCUGGAUCUGGAGAAGGAUCAGCAUUAGAGUCUGGAAGUGGAUCUGGAUCUGGAGAAGGAUCAGCAUUGGAGUCUGGAAGUGCAUCUAGUGACCUAUCAGGAAGUGGAUCUGGUUCAGCGUUUGUUGAAUUUGACAUACUGCAAUUUGUUGAUACCACACUCUUCUCUUCUAACCAGAUGGACAGUAAUCCUUCCCUUGUUGUAUAUCCAGAAGACAAUAUUGACAGCUGGACUCCCACUGUACCAUUUGAUAGUAGUGUUGACCCUUUGCCAUAUCUUGGCAUUAAUAUUUCACACAUAUUUGGAACCUUUUAUGUUCCCACUAAACUUAUUGUAUAUCACUACGACACCCUCCUAGCUCUAGGAGUAUCUACGUCACUUCCUGAGCGAAGGUGGAAGCCUGAUUUCACGGUCGAAAUCACCAGUGAUCCCUCUGAAAUUAACAUUGAACAAUACAACAUCGAUGAAGUGCUAUAUCUUGUGCCAUUGCUUGGAAACACUGGCAUAGAUACUUACCGUAUUGAUGUACAGCUUAUGGUCAAUUCGACUGGUGUUGAACCGCCCGAUGAUAGCUGCGAUUGCCCUGAGCAUGCCUAUUGUAUACAAGGAACAUGCAUAUGUGAAGAAGGAUACACAGGAGCUGAUUGUGACGAAGAUGUCAACGAAUGUCUCAUAAGUAAUGGAUACUGUGAUCACGUGUGCACAAACCGUUACGGCAGCUACGAUUGUAGUUGCCAUAUUGGUUAUAAACUUGCUGACGAUGAAAUCUCUUGCAGAAGAGGGGGAUACAUGUACCCAUAUGGCAUUGCGGCAGGUGACAGCCAACUUGGAGCAGCGUCUUGGGAAAAACCAGAAAAACUUAAACUGAAGAAGAAAUUCCCAUUCUUUGGAGAGAAGCAAAAGAAACUUUAUGUGAGUGUCCACGGCUAUGCAAGCUUUAGUAAGAACACUGAGAAAUACAGACCGCAAGAUUUUCCCAUAGGCAAUGUCAAAACCAUUGCCCCUUUCUGGACUGCUCAGGAUUACGCAAAACCAUGGGAAGAACUGGUUGAGUCCAAUCUGAUUAACCCAAAUUAUGAGAUUUAUGAUUAUGUUCAGUAUUCUCUGACACACGGAGAACAAGGGAGGGUGUUCUACCAGCAGUAUUACCGUUACGAUAAUGGCGUCACCAAUUCUACUCUCGCUGUACUGGAGGCUCUUGGGAAUGAAGUGUCGAAUUAUAGCGAAACUCAAUUCCAGGCUAACCUUGCUGUAAUUAUUACAUGGAGCAAGGUUACACCCGAACCUUAUUGGUUCUUCUCAGAGUUAUUGGAUGCUACCUACCAAUUGAUCUUAGUAUCUGAUCUUCUCAAAUCAUAUGCCUUGAUCACCUACGGCACACUUAACUACAUCCCCGAGUACAACGAUUACAGAAAGACUUAUGCUGGAUUUACAGCAGGUGACGGGUUGAACUUUUACAAUCCAUUCUUCUCGGGCUCCGAACUCAUGUUCUUCCUAGAUGCAUUUGAAGGCAAUACUGGUGAAGUUGGCAAAUGGUUCAUUCCCCUAUCAACUGACAAUGAAGCUACUGAAAACUACGACCAGAAAUGUUUUGAUUGGAUUAACAAACAAGACAGAGUGGCUAUUAUCCAAGCGGAAUGGGCAUUGCCUGACUGUCCUUGUAGCAAACGUCAAGCCAGAAGGGACUUUCGCUUUCGAAGAGCAAGUCGAAAUCAGAAGAAAACUUGCUUUGUGACAUCAUUCUCGAGCGUUGCUGGAGCUGGAAGGGGCUGCUGUUACUGGAAUGACGAUAACUCACUUAUCAUCGACGAGCAAAAUGCAGGAUUCCUGCAGCUAUACCAUGAGAAGAUCUACCCAAAUGAGCACCAGAGAGAGGACAGUUUACCAUUCACCUGGUGCUGUGAGCUAUCUGAUAUGUGUGAAUACUUUAUAGCUGCCCGACCAAUAUCAACUUGUCAGUUCUGGUUCCCAUUAUCAGUGUCAACUUCCAAGGGAGAUCCUCACAUUACAACCAUAGACGGUCAUGUAUACACGUUCAAUGGUCUAGGAGAGUAUACUCUGUUAGACACUGGGGCAUUCAUCCUACAAGGACGCACCACUUUGGCUCCUUCACGUGUUGAAUCAAACAUCACUGCAACAAUGUGGAGUGCAUUCGCAGCGAAAGAAACAUUUUCCGAUCGAAUACAUGUACAACUUACUCAGGAUAAAACAGGAUUAGAGGUGUAUGUGAACUUAGAUCAGAUCCCAGUGGGAGAUCUGGUUAACUCUGUCACUGGAGACGAGGGAAGUUUCACAAGAGUCUUUUUGGAAAUGGAAAGUUCCACUAGUCUAACAGCUUCAUUUGCCUCAGGUUUUUCUGUGACUGUCAGCGCCAGUGCUGGAAUGUUACAGCUCUCUGUAAGUGUUGCAGCUGGAGCCCAAACAACUGGACUACUAGGAGUUAUGAAUGGAAACACAACUGAUGAUUUCACUCGUCCGGAUGGUUCAGUAUUACCAAUCACCUCAAAUGAUGAAGAGUUGUAUUACGGAUUUGGACAGUUGUGGCAAGUUACCAGUAACAAUACAAUAUUUCGCUAUGUCAGUGGCCAAACAAUAGACACGUUUAAGAACACAGACUUCCGUCCAACCUUUCUCACAGACUUCAGUGCUGAAUUACAAGCAGAGGCCCUCGUAGUUUGUGGAUCGGCAGAUGCCCGUGAAUGCAUUUAUGACUACAUGGCAACUGGUGAUCCAAAGAUCGCGAACAAUACAAAGGCAGUUGGUGAAACUGAAAAGGCUGAUGCCCAAGUCCUCGCAAAUACAGUACCAAGUCUUAUCGUACCUACUAUGAUCAAUGCCACUGUUGGGCAGAUGUUUGACUUCACUGUUGUGGCCAAUGACACUGAUGCUGUUACUAUUAUGCUCGUGAAUUCGAUCACUGGGUCUACAUUAAACAGCUCAUCUGGUUACUUCACUUGGACACCAUUAGAUACCAGUUCUGUCACAUUAAGUUUUGUUGGUGAGGACACGCAGGGUGCCAGGUCCCCCACAUACACAGUGCAGGUGAAUCUAUGCAGUGGGUGUAGCAGUCAGGGAAGUUGUGAUUUCUUCACUACAGGGGAAAGCAGCAAUGAUACCAGCCACUUCUCCAUUGUAGACUGCAACUGUAACACAGGAUGGGAAGGUGAUAACUGUAACGUUGACAUUGACGGAUGUGCAAGGGAUCCAUGCAAUGGUAUGAACUGCACAGAUCUCAGUCCAGCCGAGGAAGUAGCUCAGAUGGUCAGUUUCCGAUGUGCAAACUGUUCAACUGGCUUCACUCAACAGGGGUCGUUUUGCGUUGAUAUUGACGAGUGCACCAACAGCAGCAUUUGUGAGCAGAAUUGUGUCAACUCUCAAGGAAGUUAUAGCUGCUCAUGUAACACUGGCUACACUAAACCCAACCCACAAGCUAGGACCUGUCAAGAUGUCGACGAGUGCGCUUUAGGGACGCAUACAUGUAGCCAGCUGUGUACCAAUCUACCCGGUAACUUCUCAUGCAGCUGUAGAGCAGGAUACAUCCAAACCCCCAAUGACACGAACAGCUGUGUCGUAGACCAGUCACAGCUGCAGUGUACUAAACAGUGUCAGUUUGGUUGUGAGGUCAUCAAUGGCACUGACACGUGUUUCUGUGGGCAGGGAUAUACGCUAGCUCUUGACAACACCACUUGUGAUGACGUCAAUGAAUGUGAAGGAGUGAAUCAAUGUGAGGGCACGUGUUCUAACUUCGCAGGUGGAUACAACUGCUCGUGUGCUGCUGGAUUCUCUCUAGCUACAGACGGGUUUAAAUGCACAGCUUGUGAUGCUUUGCAUUGGGGCAUGGCGUGCGCAAAUAUGUGUUCUUGCGGAGGCCGUGCAUCUAGAUGUGACUCAGUCCUUGGAUGUACAGACUGCCUGCCAGGAUGGACUGGGGAACAGUGUAUGGACAAUAUAAACGAAUGCAACAAAACUGAGGGCAUUUGUGGGCAAUAUUCUACAUGUGUGGACACACAGGGGUCGUACGUUUGUAAUUGUCUGCCUGGUUUUGCCAAAAAUUCAUCGGGAGUAUGCAUCGAUUGUGAUGAGUGUAUUGAGAUAGCCCCUUGUGGAGACAACACUGUGUGUACCAACAGUCCAGGCUCAUACAACUGCAGCUGUAUGUCAGGCUACACCAACAUUAAUGAGACAUGCGUGGAUGUAAAUGAAUGUCUGGACACACCUUGUCAUAUGAACGCAAGGUGCUCUAAUAAACCAGGUUCUUAUAUCUGUACGUGCGAGAAUGGGUUCAGUGGUAAUGGAACACACUGCAGCGACAUAAAUGAAUGCGUAGAAUCAUCUCCUUGUAGUAGCAACGCAAACUGCACCAAUAUCAUUGGAUCUUAUAACUGCACCUGUUUGCCUCCUUACCUUGGUGAUGGUAUCGUGUGUACUGCACCAUCGACUGAAGCACCAACAACUUCAACUGCAGCAGAAACAACUUCAACAUCAGCGCCAACAGCUUCAGCUGCAGCGCCAACAACUUCAACACCAGCGCCAACAACUUCAACACCAGCGCCAACAACUUCAACUGCAGCAGCAACAACUUCAACUGCAGCGCAAACAACUUCAACUGCAGCACCAACAACUUCAACUGCAGCAGGAAAAACUUCAACUGCAGCACCAACAACUUCAACUGCAGCAGGAACAACUUCAACUGCAGCGCCAACAACUUCAACACCAGCGCCAACAACUUCAACUGCAGCGCUAACAACUUCAACACCAGCGCUAACAACUUCAACUCCAGCGCUAACAACUUCAACACCAGCGCCAACAACUUCAACUGCAGCACCAACAACUUCAACACCAAGCCCAACAACUUCAACUGCAGCAGCAACAACUUCAACUGCAGCACCAACAACUUCAACUCCAGCGCCAACAACUUCAACUCCAGCGCUAACAACUUCAACUCCAGCGCUAACAACUUCAACACCAGCGCUAACAACUUCAACUCCAGUGCCAACAACUUCAACUGCAGCACCAACAACUUCAACACCAAGCCCAACAACUUCAACUGCAGCAGCAACAACUUCAACUGCAGCACCAACAACUUCAACACCAGCGCCAACAACUUCAACUGCAGCACCAACAACUUCAACUGCAGCAGGAACAACUUCAACAUCAGUGCUAACAACUUCAACACCAGCGCCAACAACUUCAACACCAGCGCCAACAACUUCGACCGCAGCAGCAACAACUUCAAGACCAGCGCCAACAACUUCAACUGCAGCGCCAACAACUUCAACACCAGCGCCAACAACUUCAACUGAAGCAGCAACAACUUCAGGAAAUGCUGACAGAGACUAUUACAGUAGGUACAAUCUUGUGCUGGAGGGUUUAACUUGGAGUGAUAGCAAGAAUGACCUCAAUGACCCCGAAACAAAACAGCUGAAGGAGGAUAUAGAACAAGUGCUUUUAGCAGUAUAUAAAUCACUGGACCCCAGUAGGGUUAUAGUAGCAGUCAGAGUCCUGAGAUUCUUCCGUGGAAGUGUUGCCUUUACCCAUGAAGUAGAAUAUGAAAGCCCCAUAACUGACACAGAUGCAGUUACGACAGCUGUACUACUGAAACAAGAGAUAUCACAGAACAAUGGUGUGUUAUCAGACCAGGGAACACAGAUAUCAUUGACAGAAGAUGUUGCCAUAGUAACCACAGACAAUGAUGGUACUGAAGUUGCUGUGCCUAUUGCUGAUGCAUGUUCCGUGUAUACCGCCCAAGAGACAUGUGGCAGUGGGGAAUGUGUAAUCAACAGUAAACCAACUUGCAGUUGUACUUGGAUAACCGAAGGUGAAUUCUGUGAGAAAUCAAAACAGCCUUUGAUCAUAACAGGAGUUGCAUGUGGUCUGGCAGGUUUGGUGUUCAUCAUAGCAGUGAUAAUAGCAGUCAUCUAUAGAAGACGUGUUAUCCAUAAGAGACGUGAGGAGAUCAUGGAGGAACAAUUCAUAAAACAGAAUAAAGACAAAUUAUACAGAAGUCCACCACCAACAGCACAUCACAAGUAUUUUCCAUCUUCAUAUGAGGAGAGUGGUCACGGAUCAAUGUUUGGAUAUACAAAUACAGUUGACCCUAUAUAUGAUGCCAUUCCACCACCAAGUGUUGAUGUGGCCAGACCAAGAAGUGCACCAAAAGUAGAUUUCACAUGGAAGAAAACUAGUAAUGUUUCAAAAAUCAAAAACUUUAACCGAGUUCCCUCAGCUACAGUGAAAUCUUUGCAGUCCCUGUCUACUGAUUCAAGUGCGUCAGAUGAGUUCAGGACUUAUUACAAAUAGAACAGUCUAGAAAAACAGUGUCAUAUAUGACAUGUACCCGUGAUUCCAAGGAUUUCAUAAUAUUUAAUUUAUAUUUAAGAACUGUUAAUUAUUGAUUAUUUGGACUUAUUUAACUCUUUUUACAUGUAUAUUAUAUUUUUGAAAAAUUGUACACAGCCAAUCUCAAACAGUACUAUACGGUACCGUUUUGGCUACAGUACUGUACAGUACCGUAAAUAUGGUUCCGUACAAUACCAUAGACUAAAACAGUACAGU
Messenger RNA from Owenia fusiformis, 26106 nucleotides. Lineage: Eukaryota; Metazoa; Annelida; Polychaeta; Sabellida; Oweniidae. The record is from the annotation of a GenBank genome assembly.